GGCGUCCUGAAACCUUCACUCGGUCCCAGUCAACGCUUGGAGUCCUUCGGGUGGACGAGCCGGCCCCGCAGCGUGGGCCAUUUCCGAGGCACGUGGUUUCCAAGGCCCCCGCCGGGACUGAGAAAAGUUUAUGGUUCUGAUCAUACCAGAAUGGUAUAGCAUUGCGGGAGGGCAGAAAGAAUCCGAGAUGCUGCGGCCACCCACAACAUCUGGCCUCCUCCAGAGCGAGCAUUCGUCGGAAGACCGGCGUUUCCCGAGAGACUCUUUCGAAUAGAUGCACGGUGUGGAAACAACCGACCGCAAAUCACAUGUCACCGCUGCACUCCCAGAAGACAGAAACGUCCAGCCACUUCUAAAGCUCCUGGGAUGUGCUUCUGCCUCUCAGACGGGUGUGCGCUCCCAGUCCCCGCACAGCCUCUAAUCCCUGCUUGGCGUCAUCGUCGCCCUCGGCAACACUCCCGGCCGGGAGUCCUGUCCCUUUAAGGCACCCUAGAGCCUAAGUCGUUUUGGUUUCGCGCGCCCGCCCGCAGCUCCGGCAGAGCGACCAUGGCCCGGGCGGCGCGCUUUGCGUGGGUUCUUGGCUUGAGCCGGUGCGCCCUGAGGGAGGGGUCGCUCACACGACCCUGGCCGCCAAUCUCGGCGCAGAGGUGGGCUGGCUUCACCAGGGCGGCGGCAGGGAGCCCGGGCCCCGCGGUCCGCAAGGGGAGCCCGCGGUUGCUGGGGGCGGCGGCGCUGGCCCUGGGCGGCGCGCUGGGGCUGUACCACACCGUGCGGUGGCACCUGCGCUCCCAGAACCUCCGCGCCGAGCGCCCGGCCGCACAGCUGUCCCCGUCCAGCCACCUGCAGCUGACCCUGUACCAGUACAAGACAUGUCCCUUCUGCAGCAAAGUCCGUGCCUUCCUCGACUUCCACUCCCUGCCCUAUCAGGUAGUGGAGGUGAACCCUGUCAGAAGGACUGAGAUCAAGUUCUCCUCCUACAGGAAGGUGCCCAUCUUGGUGGCCCAGGAAGGAGACAGCUCGCAACAGCUGAACGACUCCUCCGUCAUCAUCAGUGCUCUCAAGACACACCUGGUGUCAGGGCAGUCCCUGGAAGAGGUCAUCACCUAUUACCCACCCAUGAAGGCCAUGAACGAUCAGGGCAAGGAGGUGACCGAGUUCUGCAACAAGUACUGGCUCAUGCUGGAUGAGAAGGAGGCCCAGCGGAUGUAUGGCGGGAAGGAAGCCAGGACGGAGGAGAUGAAGUGGCGGCAGUGGGCAGACGACUGGCUGGUGCACCUCAUCUCUCCCAACGUCUACCGGACGCCCACCGAAGCCCUGGCUUCCUUUGACUACAUUGUCCGUGAGGGAAAGUUUGGGGCUGUGGAGGCCACCAUGGCCAAGUAUGUGGGCGCAGCGGCCAUGUACCUCAUCAGCAAGCGCCUCAAAAGCAGGCACCACCUGCAGGAUGAUGUACGUGCAGACCUCUAUGAGGCAGCCAACAAGUGGGUGACCGCAGUGGGCAAAGACCGGCCGUUCAUGGGGGGCCAGAAGCCUAAUCUUGCUGACCUGGCAGUGUAUGGUGUGCUGCGAGUGAUGGAGGGUCUGGAGGCCUUCGAUGACCUGAUGCGACACUCACGCAUCCAACCUUGGUACCUACGGAUGGAGCGGGCCAUUGAGGAAGCCCCAUCAAUGCAUUGAGUCCCCUGCAGCUGCAGAGACUAGCGCCGAGGGGUCAAGACCUCCCGACUAGCCCCUGGCCAUGCCAUAGGGGGCAGAGUCAUUUUGUCUCUGGUCCACCCAGCCCCCUGGCCCUCUACUGGACAUUACUAGGGUCCUUGCCACUGGAGACAAGGCCCAGGCUCACAGCUGUUCUGAGGGUUGCAGGUCAGGGGUUGCAGAGGACUGACUGCCUUCCAGCCCCAGUUCCAGGGGCCUGCUCUCAGCAGGGAUUCCUUUUCAGCUCCCCCAGGGCUCCUUGACUCCCUAUUAGCAAGGAUCAGACUGGCUCCCACCCUGGACCAGAGGAGGACAGUCUGCAUUAGGGAAAGCCCCAUUUCCUCGUUCCAGUUCUUCCCAGGUACCCCUGGGACUAUUGUAUUUCCAAUAAAGGAGAUGUCUGCUACUCCGCUCAGGCAGCUACUGUUCUGAGGUCUGGU
Microtus oregoni (creeping vole) is the source of this 2135-nucleotide messenger RNA. It is a transcript of the gene Ptges2, whose product is annotated as prostaglandin E synthase 2. Gene Ontology annotation, molecular function: prostaglandin-E synthase activity. The coding region runs from base 547 to 1677 and encodes 376 amino acids. Gene Ontology annotation, cellular component: mitochondrion. The transcript is spliced from 7 exons. The record is from RefSeq and is a predicted model, not a curated record. Lineage: Eukaryota; Metazoa; Chordata; Mammalia; Rodentia; Cricetidae.